Molecule: messenger RNA, 909 nt
Organism: Lachancea mirantina
Lineage: Eukaryota; Fungi; Ascomycota; Saccharomycetes; Saccharomycetales; Saccharomycetaceae
Source: the annotation of a GenBank genome assembly
AUGCUUCCAGCGAAUGACGCGUCAGCCGUCAUGGGACUUUUUGCACAAGUUCUGAAGCUGAGUCAAGUACUACAGAGAGUCAUUAUAACAAUGAACCGAGUGGUGGAAGCCAGCGCAUUGCUGUUUUACAGGUCGUUCUUACGACCGGCGAUGAAAAUGUUUACAUUAUUUUGUUAUUCACCGGCCCAAAUCAUUACCAAGAAUGUGCUUCGUAUUCUCUUUCUGCCCACAAACCUGUUGCUUAUGCUAAUUUAUGGUGCAUCUCUUGACGACCUGCGCCAUGUCAACAUCCAUUUGGCGGCUGUUACAGGCACCCUUUGCAUUCAGUACUUCAUCACACUCUUAGUCGUUGGAAUUCUCACAGGAGUUUACUGUGGAGCCACGCUAGGGUUUGUGCACAAGCACAUCAGAAUUCCUGACAAAUAUAUCGAGUUUCCUCAAAAUAUCUACAAUAGACUGUUUCCUUCCUUCGGAACUCAUAAGGAGACACUGCAGCCUCCACCAUUCGAAUAUCCUUCUGCAAGCUCACAGAGGUCUUCAAUUUCGAUUUCGGUCCCCACUGAUGGAUUAGGUCGGAAACAACCCCGUUCUUCCCGUGGGAGCGUCUCACAUGCGGUGUCAAAACUGCCCCAUGAUUUCUUUCAACCAAAGACUCCUAAGAAACCCGAAUCUCGUCGCAUGAACGGGCUCGCAAAAUUUUCUCCAGUUAGCAUGGAUGCUGGCAGUCCAGGUGAUAUAAACUCGCUAACGUCAAGCAUAUGGGACGAGCGUGGUAACGCUGUCGAAACACUGAAGACCGAUGUAAGUGGAAAAAUAUAUCAAGACGAAAAGGGUUUUGCCUCCGGACGAGAUCAAACCAGCUACAUCAACUUGCGAGCAUUGCGAACGGCAGUACGAGAUCAAAAUUAA